CGGGAAGGAGGUCAGGGGGAGGGAACAGUUUUUGAGUUUCUCCUUUACACAGCUUAGGAAAUCCAACAUGGAGGCCCUGAGUAAAGGCCGCGAUAUAAGCCUCUCUGCUUUGAAGCAAAAUGAUCCUUUUAUCUCAAGUAUCGUUGAUGUGACCAGCCAAGUUGCGUUGUACACUUUUAACCCAAAGGCUAGUGAGUGGGAGAAGACUGAUGUAGAAGGUACUUUGUUUGUAUAUACCAGGUCAGCAUCUCCUUACCAUGGCUUUACAAUCAUGAAUCGACUUAACAUGAAAAAUUUAGUUGAACCCAUCAACAAAGAUCUAGAGUUUCAGCUCCAAGACCCAUUUCUUCUCUAUAGAAAUUCAAACUUGUCCAUUUACAGCAUCUGGUUUUAUGACAAGAAUGACUGUCAACGAAUUGCACAACUCAUGUCAAAAGUAGUACAAAUGGAAGCACAGCGAGCUCAGCAAGAAUCUCCAGGAAGAACCACUCCAAACAAGCCCAGUGGAUAUGAUGAAGAAAAUCCUAUUGAUAUCUUAGACAUGCUUAGCAAAGCCAAGGAAGAGUAUGAACAAACAUGUCAAUUUGGUGACUCAAGUAUUUUAUCAAGUUCUCCAGGCAUACACAACUCUGUAGGCCUAGCAGUGAAAAAGUCAAUAGACGAACCUACCUCCUCUCCAGCCCAGCACCACAACAAGCAUAUUCUUUCAGGUACCAAACAUUUGACAGUAGAGGAGUUAUUUGGAACACCUGUUUCAAAAGAGCACUUAAUGAAUUCUAACCAAGAAAUAUUAUUGGCAACACAGCCAGACACCAAAUUAAGAAGUCAAAACUUAGGUUUGCUAUUCCCUUAUGAACAUGCGACAGAACUUAAGCAGUUGGGAAGCCCCGAGAGUCUGAAUAACAAAAUCAACUUUUCCCGAUCAAAUUACCAAGAAGAUGCUGCACAAGUAUUGAUGACACCGGCUGCUCUCCAAAAAUCUGAUGUAAAAACCAAUCCUUUGUACAAUAUUUCUGCCAGUCCCCUCUUUCAGUCUUCGCUAACUUUUGAAGCUACUUCUAAUCAGAGUGUUGCCACCAUCAACACUAAUGGCCACAGUCAGAAUUUGCAACAAGAAGUCAAAGCAGUAUCACCACUGAUGUGCCCAGCUUCUUCUGAAAUAACAUGCACUAACCAGAACCUGCCUUCAGGAAGUAAUCCAACUCCACAGAACAGCACUGGUGAAAGAAGCACUUCAGAUAUUGGAUCUCAAGGUCAUGAGCUGCUUCAGAAACUCAAACUGACACAACAGCAUGAUCAGCAGCAUCUCGGCAAACCAUCAUUAGCGGCCAAUUUUUCUCCAAUACUUGUUACACCAGAAAGCUUUAAAGAACCAAACGUAAGGACCACAGAAACUUCAUUACAGGUGGUUCUCACACCAACUACCACCUCCUCAGUUGGUCCAUCCAUGCUUUUGUCUCCUGGUAUGUUCAAACAUUCAACCGGAAUGAUUUCAGAAACUGAAAGGAAAUACGGUUCAACUUCCCCUUUAACAUUGGCAUCAGAAUCUCGAUCUUCACCGCUACCAACUGUUCUCAGUAAGACUCAGCUUCAGGAAGCAUUAACUCAUCUAAUAAAGAAUGACUCUGAUUUUCUGAACACAAUCCAUGAAGCCUAUCUACAAAUUCUUCGAAAGAAUGUAGGUAAUAUCAAAUUAUGAAAAACAACUUACUUUGAACUACACGAGUAACAGGUCUUCACAAGUACAAAUAAUGCAAAUUGCUGUACUGAGCAACAUUUAUACUGUGAAAAUACAACUUUACUUCAUGAUACUAAUUGUCUUGACUUCUACAUUCGUAUUUUGUGAGCAUCAGUCUUUGUUUACAUCGAAAAGGUAUUACUCUAUUUUCAGUUUAAAUAUCAUAAGCACUUCUCAAAAUAUUUGGUAAAACAGACGUGUGUGUAUAUAUUAUACAUAUAUACGAUGCCUUAAAAGGUACAAUGAGUUAUUCCUAUUUUUUCUCUAUAAGGAACACGUAAAAUGACGUGGUUUUACAUUGGUACCUUUUUGGAAUUUGUCUUUUGUUUAUCUAUUUGUUUCAGUUGUUCUGUCAUAUUUUAGUCAUAAAACAAGUAUUCUGUGGAAUUCUCAAUUUUUGAAAAUACAACUUGCAGUACACUUUCAAAAGCAAUAGUAGUUUUUAUUGCUUCGAUGCAGAGGAAAGUUUUUUUGGUAGAUUUUCCAAUUAAGUAAAUUUGAAAUGCUUUACAAACUUGUAUUUGAGUGACAGACUCUCCUUUCAAAUAAAUAUGCAAUAUAAGUUAAGUUAGUCUAUUUAUGGACAUCACUAAAUUCCUUUUCAAAUCAUUAAUUAGUUCUUAUUCCACUGACCCUGUAUGCUUACUGUACAUUGCAAAUUCAAUUCAAACUUUUAAAGAAAAGCAGUCAUGAAAUGAAGAGAGUUCAAAACUGACCAUGUUUUAUAAUAAAAUAAACUUGCGCAUGUUUGCAUGUCUAUUACAAUCACUGUAAGCAGGAAAAUCUGAUGACACUUUCUUGGUUAUGGCACAAACCUCUACCCUAUAUUACUAGCUGUAUAUUGAAUUGAUACAAACUGUGGCUGCUUUUACAUCUUUUCAGGCAUGUCAAAAUCAAAAGGGAAUUUCCCAUCUAAGCAAGUAAAAUAUAGGUUUGCCUGAUAUGUAAUAGUCAAUUCAAGCUUAAUACACCAGACUGUUUAAAAUAAUAUAUCUGAAAGUUAUUUGUAGUCACUGAUCCUAAAAAUAGUAAACUGGUAAACUUAUUGUAGUGUCAAUAUACAAGUUCACCUUUUGAAGACUUGGAAAAAUCCCACCAAUGGGGAGUUAACCUGUACAUUGAAUAUAAAAAUAAAAUUGCUACUGUGCGUAGUUGUCAUUUAAAAAGUCAUUUAAAAAGUAUCUGAUAUGCAGAAUGGAUGUAUCUUUAAACUUUGAGGGCGAGAAGAAAGGGGUCGCCUUAAAGACCUGAUUAAACUUGUACUCCAUGAUUUUGAAAAGUGGUAGAAGCAGGAACAGGCCAUUUGGUCACUGAGGUCUGCCCCUGAUAUUUAGCAAUGUUAUUGGCUGAUCGAAUGCAAGCCAUCAGCUCUGAUAUAUUAAAAAUCUACCUCCUUUAUGAUCUAGCUUCCACAACACUCUUAAGUACAGAGUUUUUGGAUAUCAUUCCCCUCUGGGAGAAGAAAAUUCUUUGUAUCUCCAUUUUAAAUUUUGUCCCCUUGUUCUGUAACUCAAGUCCCUAGUUUGACAUUAGUGGAAACAUCUAACUUGUUGUAAGGGUAAAUUUAUCAAAGGUACAAAUCAAAUGUAUAAUCAUUGUAAGAGAGCUGAUGGGAACAGUUUUUCUACUUGAACACUCAAUUUGUGACUGUCAAUUCAUAAUGGUGUCUUUUUGCAUUAUACCAGCAUAUUAUUGUGAACUCCAUUUGAUAGUGAAGCAGAAUCUUCAGCUAGAAGAAUGUAUGUCAGUUGUUCAAUAAACUAAAAACAUUUUAUCAUACUGUUGUCACAUCCUUUAGUAAAUCAAAAUCCAAGGGUUGGAUCGUAUUUCUCAAUGUACCAUGAUUAUAACUUGUUUUUUGAGGAAAAUUUAGGUAGAUAUUAGUUGUGAUGGCUUUAAUUAGUAAAUUGAUAUGGCCUAAUGCAUGUCUGUUUGCAACCAAUUAGCAAAAAUAUCUUUCAAAUUCACAAUUUUGUUUAAACAAUCUGCAUGUUUUUGGGGUUUAACCUUCCCUUUUACUUAAUCUUCUCAAGACUCCUUCCCUCCUUAUCUCUCCUUUUUCCCAGCAACAUUUUUAGAGGGAAAAGCAUGUUGAAAUACUCUAGUUUGUGCUGUCCAGUGAUUGGUCACAAUGGGGACCUUUUUAUACUAUGUAUAAAAUGCUUGUACUCAGCACAUCUCUUCUCUUCCCCUAUACUUCUCCUCCUGCCAAGCUAAGAUAUGGAACAUGACAGCAUUUUGUAAAACAAAACGUCAAUCCAUCAUUUAGCCAUUUCACAACUUACUCGUUGUUUGCUUUGUAUGUGUGGAAUGUAUGCCACGUUUGUGGAUUUUCACUCCUUAUGUACAAUUUUUUUUCAGAAAAUAGCUAUUCUGUGGAACAAUGGGUAUUUUGAUCAAGUUCAUUUUGUAAUUCUGCAAUUAUAUUUUUCUAAUAAAUUUGUUCUUUAAACCUAUGAUAAAAUUGUACUGGUCUGUGAUGUUUUUAAUAAGCAACACAUAGAUUAACUUGUGAAUUCUAAAUUGUCAAGUCUUGUCUAACUUAUUGUUUGUGCAAUAAAGAUGCAUAACUUAUAUGCAUACUCUUGAAUUGGGUUUGUACCACACUUGUCAAGAGGUGUGAAGUCAUUUCCAGGACGGAUAUUGUUGGAAUUGACAAUGAAUGGAGGAAUCACUAUGCAUUUGUUCAUGUAACCAUUAAUUUUGUCUUGAAUUAUUGUUUCUAAAAGUUUCCCCACCAUGAAAUUGAACUGACUGGCCUAUAGUUUCUCAGCUUAUCUUCACAUUCUCCUUCAAAAAAAGUGUGCAACAUUUGCAGUUCUCUAACACCACCAAAUCUAAGAAAGACUGAAAAAUAGUGUUGUCGUCUUUGGUAAAGACCGAUUUAAAGUAAUCAUUCAAUACCUGAGCUAUGCUCUCUACCACCAUGUGUAAACUCUUCUAGUUCCUAAUCAGCUCCCCUCCUUUUAACACACGUUUUCAACUUGUAUACCAAUAUGAUGCUCCUGCUGCUUUUAACAAGGUUAGGUUGUCCUUUUUUUUUUCUAGGAGGUACUAAAGACACAGGCUGCAAAAUGUCUGGAUUGAUCUACUUGGGGAAGCUUUUAAUUUAAAAAAAACAUACUGUACAAUGAAAGGGGAGUGGCCAGUUCUCCCAGCUCAGCUUUAAU
This is a messenger RNA of Chiloscyllium plagiosum (whitespotted bambooshark), 4908 nucleotides long. RefSeq names its product decapping mRNA 1A (gene dcp1a). Gene Ontology annotation, cellular component: P-body. The record is from RefSeq and is a predicted model, not a curated record. Gene Ontology annotation, molecular function: enzyme activator activity; mRNA binding. NCBI's taxonomy places the organism in Eukaryota, Metazoa, Chordata, Chondrichthyes, Orectolobiformes, Hemiscylliidae. Gene Ontology annotation, biological process: positive regulation of catalytic activity; deadenylation-dependent decapping of nuclear-transcribed mRNA; deadenylation-independent decapping of nuclear-transcribed mRNA.